AUGUCCGGCACUAGCAAGCAGAAGGAGCCUUUCUGGCUCGGAGGUGCUGCAGCCUCAAUGGCAGUCUGUUUCACACAUCCUUUGGACCAAACGAAAUAUCGAAUACAGGUUCUCAAGUCAAGAGAGUCUAUGUUUCGAGCAAUGUACCGUUUCGCAGCCAGAGAUGGCUUCUUUUCAUUAUGGUCUGGACUGUCAGCGUCCAUCUUCCGACAAACCACAUAUUCCACCGCCCGGUUCGGUCUCUACAACUACUUUGCGCAACAGGCUAAGCAAUGGACGGGCCAAGAGAAGUUGACUACGGCGAUGACGAUAUCGUGUGCUGGGUUGGCCGGAGGCAUGGCGGGACUUGUCGGAAAUCCUGCUGAGGUUGUUCUCGUCCGUAUGUGCGCUGACGGAGCAAAGAGUGUUGGCGAACGAUUCGCAUAUUCAAAUGCUGUCGAGGGCCUCUACAGGAUAGGUCGCGAAGAGGGUGUUGGGGCAUUCACCCGAGGCAUCUCUGCCAACGUGGUGCGCAGUAUCCUCAUGAACGUGGGACAAAUCGCCACAUACUCGACAGCGAAACGCAUCCUCCUGCAAAAUGAAAUGAAGGACGAUAUCAAAACACAUGCCGUAGCAUCCCUCUUUGCUGGGACUGCGGCGACAACGAUUUGCGCGCCAGCCGAUGUCCUCAAGAGCAGGAUUCAGAGUGCUGUUGCGAGCGGCCCAGGCGCAAACUCUUUACUUCGUAUUGUGCAAACGGGUCUGAGGGAAGAAGGUGCAAUCUUCUUGAUGAAGGGAUGGACCCCAGCGUGGUUGAGAUUGACGCCGAAUACUGUCCUGACUUUUGUGUUUAUGGAACAGCUACGAAAACUGACGCAGUGGCAGUUCGCCGCCCCGGUCGAAACCAUGAAGGCAUGA
Molecule: messenger RNA, 897 nt
Organism: Colletotrichum phormii
Lineage: Eukaryota; Fungi; Ascomycota; Sordariomycetes; Glomerellales; Glomerellaceae
Product: mitochondrial dicarboxylate transporter
Exons: 10
Coding region: 1-897 (298 amino acids)
Biological process (GO): thiosulfate transport; oxaloacetate transport; succinate transmembrane transport
Molecular function (GO): succinate transmembrane transporter activity; oxaloacetate transmembrane transporter activity; thiosulfate transmembrane transporter activity
Source: RefSeq, a predicted model, not a curated record